This is a messenger RNA of Arvicanthis niloticus (Nile rat), 1092 nucleotides long. Its product is annotated as vomeronasal type-1 receptor 4-like. Gene Ontology annotation, cellular component: membrane. Lineage: Eukaryota; Metazoa; Chordata; Mammalia; Rodentia; Muridae. Gene Ontology annotation, biological process: G protein-coupled receptor signaling pathway. The record is from RefSeq and is a predicted model, not a curated record. Gene Ontology annotation, molecular function: pheromone receptor activity.
AUUUGCAUCCUGUAUACAAUGAAGGAAGAAAUGAUUUUGAAGCUUCUUAAAAAAUUAACAUUUCUCUUCAUGACUGUGUUUGGCAUUCUGGGGAACAUGUCUGUUUCUGUGAAUUAUAUGUUCAGUUGGUGGGGAAGCCCCGAGAAAAAACACAUACAUCUUAUUCUUAUCCACUUGAUUUUUACAAAUAUAAUAAUCCUUCUUGUAAAAGGAUUGCCUAAGACAAUAGCAGCUUUUGGUUUGAGUAAUUUCUUGGAUGACAUAGGCUGUAAGAUCAUUGCUUAUCUGGAAAGGGUGGCCCGUGGUCUCUCCAUCUGCACCAGCAGUCUCCUCACUGUGGUCCAGGCCAUCAUCAUCAGUCCCAGAGCAUCUGGCUGGAGGAGGCUCAGGCCAAAGUCUGCAUGGCACAUCCUUCCAUUCUUCCUAUUCUUUUGGAUAUUCAAUGCUUUAAUAAGUAUGAACCUAAUCCAUUCUACCACAAAUAGAAGACUUAAUGUAUCACAACCUAAAAGUUAUAUCACUUAUUGUUAUUUUAUACAACCAAGUCAAAAUAUAAAAUGGAUUGUUCUCCCUCUCAUGGUCCUGAGAGAUGCAGUUUUUCAGGGUGCCAUGGGAGGGGCCAGUGGCUACAUGAUAUUUCUUCUCCACAAGCAUCACCAGCAUGUCCUCUACCUUCAGAACUCCAAGCUUCUCUACAGAACUCCCCCUGAGCUGAGAGCUGCCCAAAGUGUCCUCCUUUUGAUGCUCUGCUUUGUUUUCUUUUACUGGGCAGAUUGUGCUAUUUCUCUAUUUCUAACUCUCUCUUCAAAUAACAAUAUCUUGAUGAUAAAUACUCGAGAAUUUAUGACUAUUGGUUAUGCAACUUUUAGCCCUUUUGUGCUGAUUCACAGGGAUGGGCUUUGGUUGAGUGUUGGCAUGCUCAGUGGAAGAAACUUAGAAAAUGUCUCUCUCAUUUAUCUUUUUAAUAAAUGUGAAAGACCCGCCACUUCUGCAAUAUUGUGGGUAACAUCCAUUGCUCAUGUUAUCCUCAUAGCUCUUAUGUUAAAGCCCUUUGCUAAGUCUGACAUAAAGAACCAGACAAACACUUUCUAA